AUGAUAGGCACCAAUGGCAAGAGUUUUCCCGGCGUCUUGCCAGUGACGGUCUCUUACCUUACCGCUGGUGAGCCGGUGGAUGUCUUCCAUCGCUAUUGCCAGGACCCCAAUGGCUACUUCAUGGCACAGACGGGCGCAUCGGGCCUCCUCCAUCCGAGUAUCGGAAAGACUGAUGCCUGGACCACCGCCGUGGUGAACGAACACUGGGAUGCUCAAUACUACAAUCCCCAGGACUACAACACGUGGGUUCAGAUCCGAUGGACGCAUCCUACAUGGUACAACAGAAGGGGACAUCGCCUGGAUGUGAAAAACCCUAGCAUGGUGACACAAAGAGUGAUGCCCGAGCAGAUACGCCAACGAGGGAAGCCAUCGGAGGCGCAGCAGCGGCCACGGCUUUCUUUGUUGCACGUGCGAUGGGGUGGGCAGCAGCCAGUGAAUCCCGUCACAGAGGGCGCCGGUGGUUGGGGGAAGAUCGGAUCCACACCAUCAGACAACUACAUCAACUCUUGGGAGGACAGCGUCUUCCGGGCUUUGGGGCCCAACUACGAAGUAGUCUCUGUCUUCUUCCAGAACUCGGAGGAGCUGUCCAAACUCUGCCCUCCGCUCUUGAAGACAUUGCUCAGAGGAGAGCAUGUCGGAGCACUCUACUUCAUGUGGCCCAUUGCCUUUCAGGAUGGACACGAAACGCCGGCGUACGUCCAGCGGGAAAAGCAGCUUGACAUGAUGGUCCAGAUGGAGGCCGCUGGCAUCCCGACGCGCUUUCCCCACCAGUCACACUUGUACAAGGUGUUUGCAUCGAAGGAGUGGACCAGCCAGAUGUGCCUGCAUCCGCUCCUACAUGUGCCGCUAACCACAAUGGUAGCGCGGCAGGCGAUUGUGACGGAUCCAGCUGGUGCAGCCUCGGAUGCGAUGAAAGCUUUGAACAAUUUGGCCGAGGCUCGCCACAGUUGGAAUGCUCAGCUUGCGCAGCCCCCCAAGGCAAAGCGUGUAGUUAAAGGAGUUGCCAAGCUGGGAUGGAGCUGGGAAGCCAUGGAUGUAACUGCCUGGAAAAACAAGGAGGAGCUCGAGAUGGCUCUCUGCGAGCUGAGCGAGCAGCCCGGAAAUCUCUGCGACCAGAUCUUUGUGCAGGAAUGGCUCGACUUCGACGUUGAAAUGCGACACUUCAUUGUCGAGGCAAACUACGAUGACCCGCAGACCUGGAAACCGAAGCAAAUUGUUUACACUGUCUUCAAAUCCAAGGAAGACAACUCGUUUCGAAAUUUUGACAGGUACGACCGACUGGGCUGCCUGGGCAAAUGCUUCCAGAAUGAUGACGCUGCUCUGGCAGAUGCAGAGCGUCAGGCUGAGGCCCUCAUCGCCAGGUGGAUUCAGUGGCUUCAAGCUCAAAGUCAUCAACUCCCUGUCGUAGUCAGAAUGGAUAUCGUGGCGAAGCGCACGGGUCCUGGCAAAGCUGUCGUCCACACUGGAGAACUCACUGAACUCGGAGCCUGCUUCUUGGGCUGGGCGAAAGGUCCCCAGGUGGUUUUUCCCGCCAUGCUCCGGUCCUGUUUCAAGGACAGACCCACGGAAGACGUGCAGAUGGAGCUGUGGUGA
This is a messenger RNA of Symbiodinium necroappetens, 1593 nucleotides long. NCBI's taxonomy places the organism in Eukaryota, Dinophyceae, Suessiales, Symbiodiniaceae. The record is from the annotation of a GenBank genome assembly.